Siniperca chuatsi (mandarin fish) is the source of this 3643-nucleotide messenger RNA. Its product is annotated as polypeptide N-acetylgalactosaminyltransferase 5. Gene Ontology annotation, cellular component: Golgi apparatus. NCBI's taxonomy places the organism in Eukaryota, Metazoa, Chordata, Actinopteri, Centrarchiformes, Sinipercidae. The transcript is spliced from 10 exons. The coding region runs from base 479 to 2791 and encodes 770 amino acids. The record is from RefSeq and is a predicted model, not a curated record.
GGCCGAGACUUUUCCUGUCAAUCUGUCCAAUCAGAGUUUACUGACAAGGUGGAAGUUGGUUGCUACGUCCUCAUCCAAAGCUGUGUGUCAGUCAAAGUCGUGGCGUGGACAUUCAGCGAAGAAACCAACAACUUUAGCCAAGUUUCUUUUAGUGACGAAGAAGUUGGUGAAUUUUUUGCGAUAAGUUACAAACAUAAUGUCCCCCGGCGGUUGGAGAUGACCGGAGCGAUACGGUACGGAAAAAUAACAUUAUUGUAGCUUUGUGCUGGGACAUAUGGAUGUCAGACCCUGCUGUAUGUCUCAUUGACAACACUGACUACCGCUGCUGCUCCGUGUAAUAUUGUUAGCAUGCCACGCAGGCAGCUAACUUCUCCAAAGAAAAGAAAACUUUGCCUACAGCUCAGAAGUGCCCCACACAGUAUGAUACUUUGACAUUUUCUAUAUUUUCACGUGGAGUUCCUUUUUUAAAAACCUGAGAAUGAUGAAGGUUAGGAGAUACUUGAGGGGGAGUGGGAGGGUACUUGCAUUUGUGUUCAUUGCCUCUGUCAUUUGGCUGCUGUUUGACAUGGCUGCACUUCGUUUAUCAAUAAACGAUGUCAACAGUCAGCUGCUGAAGGAGCAAGUGAUAAGAGAGAGGGAGAUUUUCAAGCAGCAGUCCAGGGUGACACAGCUGAUGAAAAGGGGGUUUAAACACCCAGUUCAGAGGGUGGACUUGGCUGUAACACAUGCUGGGAAAGGACCACUCAGUUCAGACAACAAACUAGCCCAAGUGUACAGACAGGGAGGCAAGAAACAGGACCAAAUGUUGGGGGAUAAAAAGAUUAACUCUCUUCAUCACCAAGGAGAUAAUCUUCUCAAGACUGACCCCCCUAAAUAUGUUGUUUCUGAACAUAAAGAAGGAGCCGCCAUACAAGAAGUCACACCAAAGCAGGGCGUUCCUGCAAAGAAAAAAGCAGUAAAUUUGGAUCAGAAUUUGACAAAAUCAGAGACAAGUAGAGUAAUUGAUGGCUCUAAUAAAGUGAUGUUACCUGUGGUAGUGUCCAAUAUAACUCAAGUGCCACCUGGUGUUCAGAAAGACAAACACGCUCUGCUACCAACCUCAAAGAAGGGACCCAUUGAAACUGGAGAUGUGCAAAUCGCUCUGGACAAAACUGAUUCAAAGAGAAACAAAAAGGUCAUGACUGGAGCAAAAGUGAGCCAGCUAGAUAAUAACUCCACUGCUGUCAGAAAACCAGGUGUCCACAAAGUGCUUUCUCUGGAUAUGACCCAAGCUCCUAGAGAUGCCAACGCUGUGGGCCAGUUUGGUCAGGCAGCACUCGUUGCCAGUAACGAAGAUGCAGAGGUGAGGAAGAGAUGGGACGAAGGGCAUUUUAAUGUCUACCUGAGUGACCAGAUCCCAGUGGACCGUGCCAUCCCAGACACCAGGCCUGAGAUGUGUGCACAGAAUGUGGUCCAUGACGACUUGCCUUCCACCAGCGUGAUUUUCUGUUUCGUGGAUGAAGUGUGGUCCACCCUUCUCCGCUCUGUGCACAGUGUGCUCAACAGAUCUCCACCACACCUCCUCAAAGAGAUCAUUCUGGUGGAUGAUUUCAGCACCAAAGACAAUCUGAAGGAGCAGCUGGAUGCGUACAUGUCCCAGUUUCCCAAGGUGCGAAUCAUUCGUCUGAAGGAGCGGCAGGGCCUGAUCAGGGCCAGGCUGGCUGGAGCUGCUGUAGCCAAAGGAGAGGUUCUUACCUUCCUCGACUCCCACGUUGAAUGUAACGUGGGCUGGCUGGAGCCGCUGUUGGAGAGAAUCUACCUGGAUCGCAAGAAGGUGCCCUGUCCGGUUAUUGAAGUCGUGAGUGAUAAGGACAUGAGUUAUAUGCUGGUUGACAACUUCCAAAGAGGUAUUUUCAAAUGGCCUUUGGUGUUUGGCUGGAGCGCUUUACCAGACGAAUACAUUAAGAAGAAUAACAUGACCGUCUCAGAUCCCAUCAGAUGUCCAGUUAUGGCUGGAGGCCUUUUCUCCAUAGACAAAAAAUACUUCUAUGAGCUUGGUUCCUAUGAUCCUGGCCUGGAUGUGUGGGGGGGGGAGAACAUGGAGAUUUCAUUUAAGAUCUGGAUGUGCGGAGGGGAAAUCGAGAUUAUUCCCUGCUCUCGAGUGGGACACAUCUUCCGAGGACAGAAUCCUUACAAAUUCCCCAAGGACAGGCAGAAGACAGUGGAGCGUAACCUGGUGAGGGUGGCAGAGGUCUGGCUGGAUGAGUACAAGGACCUUUUCUACGGCCACGGCUACCACCACCUGCUGGAUAUAAACAUCGGCAACCUCACCGAGCAGAUUGAGUUGAGGAAGAGGCUCAAAUGCAAGAGCUUCAAGUGGUACCUGGAGAAUGUGUAUCCAGAUAUGGAUGCUCCCUUAGUCAAAGCUGAGGGCCUGGUCUUUAAUCGAGGCUUAAGAAAAUGCCUCUCUCUGCAGAAAGGCUUUCUGUUGUUUGAGAUAUGUGAUCUCAGCAAGCAGAGUCAGCACUUUAAUUACACCUGGAUGAGGCACGUUCGCCAGCAGGAUCUGUGUGUCGCUCCCCAAGGCAAGGGCAACGGCUUUGCUUUACAACUAUGUGACAACACCAAGCCUGAACUCCGCUGGUUCCACAAGUCCUCCAACUCCGCUCUGGCGGAGCACCUCAUAGCAGAGUUUGUUUCCCACCACAUGUGCCUGGAGGCAGGACCUCAGGGUGACACUCUUCGCCUCAACCCAUGUGAAUCCAGAAACACCUUCCAAAAGUGGCAGUUCACACACUACCACGCUCAGUGAUGAGACUGAAAAGAGUUUCAUGUGUCAAACAUGCAGUACAGAGAUCUUCAGUGGCCUCACUCUACAGUACGGCUUGUGGUCCAGCCUCAGCACACGACUGUCUAGAGGAGAUGGGAAGCUCUUUGGUGGCAGUAAUAUGUGUAGUAAAGCGGAGGGUGUGGGGAUGUGCAAUGUUUCUAAUAUCCUUUUAUUAUAUCAGCAUGGACUGACCUUGAGUUUAAACACUAGUGCCUGAGGAAAGAAACCACCUUCUCUCUUUUUACGAAGAUCUGGACUGGAGUUUGCUAAUUUUAGAAAAGAUCUUCUACACUGGCAUUUGGAAGAAAAGACUAAAGGGUUUCAAGUGAAUGUCUAUGGAAGAACACUCCAUCUGAUAUGUUCUUGAGCACAACAUAUGAUUUCACUGCCAAAGAUAAAAAGGUAAACAGUGCUUCAUAGAUAUGAGAAAGAAAAAGUGAUUUUCUUUUUGUGUUUGCUCUGCUGGGACUGAAUAAUGAGUUUGAUUGCAUGUAAUGUAGAAUUUAUUAAUUUGUAUAAAGUAUAUCACAAUUUUCGGUGAGACAUAAUCUUUUCUAGAUGUCCCAUACUUUAUGUAUGAUGAGGCACUUGGGUAAAACAGCUGCUUCUCUGGUUUUGAAUGCAGCAUUAUUUAGGUGUAGGUUUUGUUGUGAAAACUGUCCCUUUUGUAUGAAUUUCUUCUUGUCACUAGAGGGAAGUGUUGGUUCAAAACACUCAAUAAACCUGUGAUGUGAUUUCAUGAUUUUGCAGCCUGUUAUCUAACUCCAACCACUUAUUGAUGGAAAUGCAUUUUCUUAAGAAAGUAAAAAUAAAAUGAUGAAGAUAAAUAUUCAA